AACUUUGUGAGCUAUUGUACACUUGUACACUUGACACAACUGAAAUGCUUCUCUAUAUAUAUCGCAGAUUGUUGUGAAAUAAAAUCAUUGUGUCUGUUGGUCUCCAAAGAUGAACAAGGCUGUGGUUUUCUUCUUCGUGGUAGGCCUGAUGGUCUCCGUUGCGCAAGGUGCAUGCCACCUUGCCGGGUGGGACCAUCCUACACACAGCAAGCUCAGCGCCAGUCCACUACAGGUUCCUGACGACUGCAGCAGCGAGACGCUGCGGAACUUUGCGACCGACUGUGGACUCCAGGAACACUACAAGGGCAACCACUUCAUCGUGAGCAACGCCAAUAGCCCUUUCGGCGUCGUCUCGAUGAUUCCAGAGCACAUUAAAGAUUACGGCACGUGCGAGAGAAUCGUACAAGAACUCAACGAGAGAUGCACAUACGACUUCUAAAGCUACUUACGCCGCUUUAACGUGAACGCCAGCUGAAGCCGUAACGACCCCUUCUACUAAGACAUUCAAUUUGUGUAUAUUAUAACUAUGUUUUAACUUCAGCUUUAGAUUUGUUUGAGUUGUAUUGACACCUUUACCCUAAUCAUCGAAUGGAUUUUCAUGUGUAAUCAGAAAUCAAAUAUUUAGUAUUAUUUGUUCAAAUCCGAUUUAACACAUUUUGUUGUUUCUAGAAUGUUUUCUAUUUCAAAUGUUAUCAGCAAAAUUGACUGUUUGAUGCAAGGUUCCUUCGAUAAAUAGACCAUUGACGGUUAAAUUUGAUUUUCUAAAUUAAUUUAUAUUUAUACUCCGAAUCUGUGUCUUCUGUACUACUAAUAAAUACUAUUGCAUUA
Dreissena polymorpha is the source of this 828-nucleotide messenger RNA. RefSeq lists its product as uncharacterized. Lineage: Eukaryota; Metazoa; Mollusca; Bivalvia; Myida; Dreissenidae. The record is from RefSeq and is a predicted model, not a curated record. The transcript is spliced from 3 exons. The coding region runs from base 110 to 439 and encodes 109 amino acids.